This is a messenger RNA of Arvicola amphibius (Eurasian water vole), 3350 nucleotides long. It is a transcript of the gene Pign, whose product is annotated as phosphatidylinositol glycan anchor biosynthesis class N. NCBI's taxonomy places the organism in Eukaryota, Metazoa, Chordata, Mammalia, Rodentia, Cricetidae. The coding region runs from base 314 to 3022 and encodes 902 amino acids. Gene Ontology annotation, molecular function: mannose-ethanolamine phosphotransferase activity. The transcript is spliced from 30 exons. Gene Ontology annotation, cellular component: endoplasmic reticulum membrane. Gene Ontology annotation, biological process: GPI anchor biosynthetic process. The record is from RefSeq and is a predicted model, not a curated record.
CCUGGGCAACUUGGGGGCGUUCCCUGGUGUGGCAGGGGCGCAGGUGGCUGAGGGGCACGGCUUGGCUGUGCUUUGGGAGGGCUAGGGGCCUUUCUGGGACUUUCAUACCCGGGUCCUGACUUCGUGCAGAGGAGGCCCUGUUCCCGAGACCCGACCUCAGCCGGAUAAGCCCCAGGACAUUUACACAUGAAUCCAUGUGACAUUUGAUUCUUCAGACCAGGAAGAAUAAAAUCUGUCCGUAAUUCUCAUCUCGUCAUUUCAGCUCAACGUCAUUACAUGUACCUAACACUGCUUCACGUCGCUCACUCUGGAUAUGCUGCUGUUUUUUGCUUUGGGAUUGCUUGUACAUUUUGUGUUCUUCGCCUCCAUCUUUGACAUUUAUUUUACAUCUCCUUUGGUUCAUGGAAUGACUCCUCAGUUUACACCAUUGCCUCCUCCAGCAAAAAGAUUAGUGUUAUUUGUUGCCGAUGGCCUGAGAGCAGAUGCUCUUUAUGAAUUAGAUGAAGAUGGUAACUCUAGAGCACCGUUUAUUAGGAACGUCAUAAUGCAUGAAGGCAGCUGGGGAGUAUCUCACACACGCGUGCCAACAGAAUCUCGCCCUGGCCAUGUAGCCCUAAUAGCUGGCUUUUAUGAGGAUGUCAGUGCAGUUGCCAAAGGAUGGAAAGAAAAUCCUGUCGAAUUUGAUUCUCUUUUUAAUGAAAGUAAGUACACAUGGAGCUGGGGGAGUCCGGACAUCUUGCCUAUGUUUGCCAAAGGUGCUAGUGGUGAUCAUGUUUAUACAUAUAGUUAUGAUGCUCAAAAAGAGGAUUUUGGUGCCCAUGAUGCCACAAAGCUGGAUACCUGGGUUUUUGAUAAAGUUAAGGACUUCUUUGAUGAUGCGAGGAAAAACCAGUCUUUGUUCUCAAAAGUGAAUGAGGAAAAAGUAGUUUUUUUCUUACACUUAUUAGGAAUAGAUACAAAUGGACAUGCUCACCGACCAUCGUCAAGGGAAUAUAAGGACAAUAUUAAAAAAGUUGAUGAUGGAGUGAAGGAAAUUGUGUCAAUAUUCAAGCAUUUUUAUGGUGAUGAUGGGAAAACAGUAUUUAUCUUUACCUCCGACCAUGGAAUGACAGACUGGGGUUCCCACGGCGCUGGUCAUCCUUCAGAGACUUUAACUCCUUUAGUGACUUGGGGAGCCGGGAUCAAAGUUCCUCAAAAAGUAUCAACUCAGCAAUUUGAUGACGAGUUUUUAAAAGAAUGGAGAUUGGAAAACUGGAAGAGGCGAGAUGUUGAUCAGGCUGACAUUGCACCGCUGAUGGCGUCUCUUAUUGGAGUUCCCUUUCCUCUUAAUUCGGUGGGGACCCUUCCUGUGGAGUAUCUUAACAACACUGGUCUCUUCAAAGCAGAGAGCAUGCUCACCAAUGCAGUGCAGAUUCUUGAGCAGUUCAAGGUGAAGAUGACUCAGAAAAAAGAAGUUACUUUGCCAUUUUUGUUUACACCAUUUAAGUUGCUCUCUGAUUCUCAGCAGCUGGAUAUUUUAAGAAAAGCAAGGUCUUAUAUAAAGCAAGAAAAAUUUGAUGAAGUAGUCUCCCUCUGUGAGGAGCUGAUAGAUCUUGCAUUGAAAGGAUUGUCCUAUUAUCACACUUAUGACAGAUUCUUUUUGGGCAUCAGUGUUGCUGUUGGUUUUGUGGGAUGGACAUCUUAUGCCUCUUUGUUAAUCCUCAAGUCUCAUUCUAAUCUCACAAGAAGUGCUAGGACGGAAGUUAAGAAGCCACACCGUCUUCUGCCAUGUAGCUUUGUAGCUAUUGGUGUUGUAGUGGCAUGCUUUCUGCUGAUCCAAGCCUGUCCCUGGACUUACUAUGUGUAUUGCUUGCUGCCGGUGCCAAUAUGGUAUGCAGUUCUAAGAGAAUAUCAAGUUAUUCAAGACCUGGUUGUCUCCCUGUUGACUUUUCCUCUGAGCCACGUUGUUGCCUGCUUGCUUGUCUUUAUCUUGGGAAUUGAAGUACUGGUUUUCAGUUUCUUCUACCGCUACAUGCUGACAGCCGGACUGAUUGUGUUUGCAGGUUGGCCAUUUCUCACUCAGCUGUGGGCCCGAGCAAAGAUCACCUGCCUGAGUUGGGCUCUCUCCUCUUUGCUUCUGGCAGUGUUCCCACUGAUGCCUGUUGUGGGUAGAAAGCCAGACAUCUCUCUAGUCAUGGGUGCAGGCUUGCUGGUUCUUCUGCUGUCCCUGGCUAUUGUAACAACUCUCACAAAAAGAAAAACUACUAUGGCAAAGGAGGAGCUGUUGGUGCUUCUGUUACAGAUGCUGAGUACAGUGUUCUCUAUGUAUGUUGUAUACAGCACCCACCACAGUCUGUUAAAGAAAGAAGGCCUGCCUCUUGUGAAUCAGAUUGUGAGCUGGGCCACGUUAGCCUCCUCAUUGGUUGUGCCAUUCCUGAGUUCCACAGCUCUCUUCCAACGACUCUCCAGCAUACUUCUUUCCUUGAUGCCAACCUACUUGCUUCUAAGCACAGGGUAUGAAGCUCUCUUUCCGUUAGUGUUGUCCUGCUUGAUGUUUGUCUGGAUACACAUGGAACAAGAGACCCUACAACAGCCUGGCAUUUCCUGUAAGCAGAAGCUUGGCAGCAUUCAGUUCACCUGUAACACUGAUAUAGCUCAACUUCGACUGCUCAAUCCGGAUGACAUCCGCAGGGCCUUUUUCCUUGUUUUCUUUUUAGUGACUGCAUUUUUUGGAACUGGAAAUAUAGCUUCUAUUAAUAGCUUUGACCUUGCCUCUGUGUAUUGCUUUCUGACUGUGUUUAGCCCUUUCAUGAUGGGAGCUCUCAUGAUGUGGAAGAUUCUAAUUCCCUUUGUUCUUGUGAUGUGUGCUUUUGAAGCAGUUCAGAUAACUACACAGCUGUCAUCAAAAGGCCUUUUCCUCAUUGUUCUUGUCAUAUCAGACAUCAUGGCUUUGGUAAGGCACUUACUUACUCGCAUUUUUUCUUCUUGGUCAAGGAUUCUGGCAGCUGGCUUGAUAUUGGAACCAGCAUCAGCCACUAUGUGAUUGUCAUGUCCAUGACCAUCUUUCUGGUAUUUCUUAAUGGCCUGGCACAAUUGCUCACAACAAAGAAACUCCAACUGUAUGGCAAAUCCAAAAGGCAUCUCCUGUGAUGUUAGUAAAGCCAUCAGUCAACAUCUGCAUCCUGGUUCUCCUUAAAGAAAAAUCCCACCAAGGAGUCAAGAAGAUGGAUAUCGGACCAGAGAGAUGGCUCAGUGGGUAAAAGUACUUGUUGCACAAGGCUGACAACGUGAGCUUGAUCCUGGGAAUCCAUGGUGGAAGGAGAAAAGAGCUCCCAGAAGUUGUCCUUUGGUCUCAUGUGCAUGCUAUGUCU